Messenger RNA from Clupea harengus (Atlantic herring), 2451 nucleotides. RefSeq names its product ATPase H+ transporting V0 subunit d1 (gene atp6v0d1). Lineage: Eukaryota; Metazoa; Chordata; Actinopteri; Clupeiformes; Clupeidae. Gene Ontology annotation, molecular function: proton-transporting ATPase activity, rotational mechanism. Gene Ontology annotation, biological process: proton transmembrane transport. The record is from RefSeq and is a predicted model, not a curated record. Gene Ontology annotation, cellular component: proton-transporting V-type ATPase, V0 domain.
AUCACAUGCUAUGUGAGCCACUCACAGCCGGGUAUUUUCACGGUGGCUCAGACGGGAAGUGGUUAGCUGUAAAUAUUGAUUCUCAUUAUUCCCCAGUAAAAAGGAAUAUUUGACAUUCUCAAAAUGCCUGCAUUCCCCGAGCUCUAUUUUAAUGUCGAUAAUGGCUAUUUGGAAGGACUGGUUAGAGGUUUCAAGGCUGGAAUCCUUACUCAAGGGGACUAUUUAAAUCUUGUUCAGUGUGAAACAUUGGAAGACUUAAAGCUCCACCUGCAAAGUACGGACUAUGGAAGCUUCUUGGCCAAUGAGGCCUCCCCUCUCACUGUCUCUGUGAUCGAUGACAAACUCAAGGAGAAGAUGGUGGUUGAGUUCCGUCACAUGAGGAAUCAGUCCUACGAGCCGCUGGCCAGCUUCAUGGACUUCAUUACGUACAGCUACAUGAUUGACAAUGUCAUCCUCCUGAUCACUGGCACCCUGCACCAGCGUGCCAUCUCUGAGCUGGUGCCCAAGUGCCACCCGCUGGGCAGCUUUGAGCAGAUGGAGGCGGUCAACAUCGCACAGACACCAGCUGAGCUUUACAAUGCCAUCCUGGUAGACACGCCCCUGGCUGCCUUUUUCCAGGACUGUAUAUCGGAGCAGGACUUGGAUGAGAUGAACAUUGAAAUAAUCCGAAACACGCUAUACAAGGCCUAUUUAGAAGCGUUCUACAAGUUCUGUUCUAGCCUGGGCGGAACCACAGCUGACACCAUGUGCCCUAUCCUUGAGUUUGAGGCAGACCGCCGAGCCUUCAUCAUCACCAUUAACUCCUUUGGCACUGAGCUGUCAAAAGAGGACCGAGCCAAGCUCUUCCCUCACUGUGGCAAACUGUACCCAGAGGGCCUGGCUCAGCUGGCACGUGCCGACGACUAUGAGCAGGUCAAAGCCGUGGCUGACUACUACCCUGAAUACAAGCUUCUGUUCGAGGGUGCUGGCAGCAACCCAGGGGAUAAAACACUGGAGGACCGGUUCUUUGAACACGAGGUGAAGCUAAAUAAACUGGCCUUCCUCAACCAGUUCCACUUCAGUGUGUUCUACGCUUAUGUCAAACUGAAGGAACAGGAGUGCAGGAACAUCGUGUGGAUCGCCGAGUGCAUCGCUCAGAGGCACCGCGCUAAGAUCGAUAACUACAUCCCCAUUUUCUAAAAAUCAGUCACUGCCUCACACACUCUGAUUUCUCUCUCUCUCUCGCUGUCAAUCUCUGUUUCUUCAUGAUAUUGUGCCCAGUCUCUAUCCACCUGCACCAGAAACUUUUAUUUAUUUUUGUGAUAUUUUUUAUUUUAUUUUGAAAAACAUCUCUUCCUCUGUAGCACUUGCCCAGCUCUGUUCCUGACAGCCUCUCCUCUCAGCGUCAGAUGGCCAAGGCAUUCAAGAAGACAUUUCUCAUGCCUUGAGAAGAUCCAAAUCAGUUCAUUACUGUAGUGAGAUCAUGUUUACGUUUUCAAUGAACAUCUCUGUGUGAUUGCCCCUGAAAAGCCUCUGAGCCAUGGUUGUGGUCCCUCAGUAGGCAUUCCCUACAUUCUCACUAGCUUAAUUAGAGAAGCUCUGACUUCUCACUUUCACAACACUCUUAGCAGUGGUCUGUGGAGAGCUGGAGACAGCGGGGCAAACCUUGCAUGUCUUUGCCAUUAGACAUCAUGCUUCGCUGUAAAACCAGAUGCUCUGCUUGAAGCCACCAGAGAAUUACAAAACAGAAAUGAGUUUCAUACUGUUUGUUUUGGAGCAGAGGCUACCCAAGAUGUACUUCACCUUUCCUGUCCAUGAUCUUCCUCAGCCUCCGACAUAUAGAGCAUAAACGGGCUUCAAGGUAAAAGUACAUAUGCUGUCGGUGCCGAACGUACAUUCCACCAGUCAGUAUCAUUCCUCAUCUUCCCUAUGUCUGUCAUGUUGUGAAUGAAUUUAUAGGCCUGUACUGUAGUUAGUGUAGUUUUCAAAGUUCCCCUUGGCUUGAGACCCGGCAAAUCUGCCCGUAAAGAAUUGUUAGUGUACAGUGUGAUAAUGCGUUGCAUUCUCGACCCCUCAAACUGGGUAGGAGUUAGUGGACGUGCUGUUUGAACUUUGUUGCGGAAAUGUAAAAAAAAGGAUUAUAUGAAUAAAUAUAUAUGUGGUAUGAGAAUGAGGAGUAUUAUUUAAGUGUUGUUCUCACAGGUACACUAAUCGUCACCCAACAUUUCUGUUGGCUGCAGACAAAUCCAGAGGAAGUCAUGCAUCCCUUAACUGAAAGUCUGCUUUAAUUCGUGCGAUGAAUCAUAGCCCUGAUGUAGAGUCAAUUUCAAGAUCAACAUACAUCAUAGGUAUAUUUUAAAAGAAAAUAUAUAAGAUUUUAAAAGUGACAUUGGUGUGACCUUGUUGCAUUGAAUGAUGUGUUUUCUGAUGUGUCUUUUGUUGUAAAUGUGAAAUUAAAAGCUGUAUGGACUA